Podarcis raffonei (Aeolian wall lizard) is the source of this 2417-nucleotide messenger RNA. RefSeq names its product DEAF1 transcription factor (gene DEAF1). Lineage: Eukaryota; Metazoa; Chordata; Lepidosauria; Squamata; Lacertidae. Bases 1 to 1716 code for a protein of 571 amino acids. Gene Ontology annotation, cellular component: nucleus. Gene Ontology annotation, biological process: regulation of transcription by RNA polymerase II. Gene Ontology annotation, molecular function: DNA-binding transcription factor activity, RNA polymerase II-specific; DNA binding. The transcript is spliced from 13 exons. The record is from RefSeq and is a predicted model, not a curated record.
AUGGAGGACUCGGACUCGGCCGCGAAGCAACUGGGCUUGGCUGAGGCCGCGGCGGUCGCUGCCGCGGCCACAGACGGGUCGGAGCACCAGCAGCCUGUGGAGGCGAGUGGCUCGGGGGCGGAGCCACCAGAGGAAGAGGAGGUGACGGCCGUGACCGUAAUGGCGGCGGAUGCCGAACACAUCGAGAUGGGAGCCGAGUCCCUGCCGAGCAGCGACGAGGCCACCGCGACUGCCUUCGCAGAAGUGACUACAGUAACUGUAGCCAACGUGGGUGCCUCUGCAGACAACGUAUUCACUACAGCAGCAAAUGCAGCAUCUAUUUCAGGACAUGUUCUGUCUGGAAGGACAGCUCUUCAAAUUGGAGACAGCUUAAACACUGAGAAAGCCACUCUGAUUGUGGUCCACACAGAUGGCAGCAUCGUAGAGACUGCAGGCUUAAAGGGUUCAUCAGCAUCUCUAACAUCAGGGCCUCAGUCUCCUACUCCUUUAACAUCUGGGCAAGAAAAAGCAGGAACAAAAUACAACUGGGAUCCUUCAGUGUAUGACAAUGAGUUGCCUGUGCGGUGCAGAAAUAUCAGUGGGAUCCUGUACAAAAACCGACUUGGCUCGGGUGGUCGAGGACGUUGCAUUAAACAAGGGGACACUUGGUACAGCCCCACUGAAUUUGAAGCUAUGGCUGGAAGAGCCAGCAGCAAGGACUGGAAGAGAAGCAUCCGCUAUGCAGGAAGGCCGCUUCAGUGUCUUAUUCAUGAUGGGAUAUUAAAUCCUCAUGCUGCCUCAUGCACUUGUGCUGCCUGUUGUGAUGACAUGAGUCUGAGUGGUCCUGUGAGACUCUUUGUGCCCUAUAAAAGACGGAAAAAAGAAAACGAAUUGCCCACAACUCCAGUGAAGAAGGAUUCCCCAAAAAACAUCACUCUUCUUCCUGGAACUGCUGCUGCUACUUUCACUGUGACUCCUUCAGGACAGAUCACUACCUCCGGCACUCUGACCUUUGACCGUGCAUCAAGCGUUGAGGCCACAGCUAUUAUAUCAGAAAGCCCAUCCCAAGGUGAUGUUUUUACUGGUACGUCUGUAGUACAAGACACAAACGUUCAGCAGCCUUGCCGGGUGAGACAUCCAGAGCCUCACUACCCAAGCUAUCAGGACAAUUGUCAAAUCUCCGCAUUCCCAGAAGCAGCACUGCCAACCUCUCACCCCAAAAUUGUAUUGACCUCACUUCCUGCCCUGGCUGUGCCACCUGCCACCCCCACCAAAACCAUAUCGGCUUCCGUAUUGAAUGGUCUUGAAGUGACAGAGCAGCGGAGUUGGUUGUACCUUGAGGAGACGGUCAACUCCCUUCUCAGCACAGCUCAGCAGCUGAAGACUCUGAUCGAGCAAGCUAAGCAGGCCAGCUCUUCCUACAGAGAAGCUGCUGUCACUCAAGCAAAAAUUCAAGCUGAUGUGGAGAGGAAAGAGCAGUAUCAGGGCCAGUUAUUUCAACAAGCUGAAGAUGUAGAUGGAAAAACAGAAAUCAUCAUUAAGCAAUCCUGUGUAAACUGUGGUCGGGAAGCAAUGAACGAGUGCACUGGCUGCCAUAAAGUCAAUUACUGCUCAACGUUUUGUCAGCGGAAGGAUUGGAAAGACCACCAGCAUAUAUGUGGCCAGGCAGCCACAGUUACUGUUCAGGCAGAAGAAGUGGAUGUUGCAGACAAUGUGAUAGAGAAAGUUAUUGUCUGAAGAACCCCACCUCUUCCAUCUAGAUGGACAUGUGUAGGGAACAGACUGGCUGGACCAGUAACCCCGCUGUGAAGUCCUACUGAACUGAACUCAUCAGAAGAUCAAACCGUGAUGUUGUUUACAUGUUGCUGUUCUCUAACUGUGCCCAAACUGACAAGACACGGACAAGAGAACAUUUAGGGGCUCUGCGUGUUUUAAAGAAAACUCUGGAACUUACAUUAUGUUUACAGUCCUCUGUGUGAAACCGCUGCAAAACUGAUGGACAGUUUGAAUUGUUGUAUCCUACAGCUCUGGUGGGUUCUUUGAAGUGACUUAAAAGGUUCUUUAAAGUGGUUUAUGAGACCUGUUUUCUUUUGAGGUUCCUCCAAAGUGGUCCACAUGAAACUUGAAUUGUUGCCAUUGUUGUUCUCUCCCUACCUCUCAUGUAACAAAACGAAUAUGGAACAGCCCAUCCCUUCAGUGGGUUUUGUGUGCUGACAUUAGGGUAUACCUGGACUUUGACUUUAUCACUGAUUUUAGUUUUGGUUGUUGCAUUCUUCCAUCCCACCCCCUGCAAGACAAAGUUCUCCGACAUAUUCAGAAUUCUGUAUUGUGCGGAUACUGAGCAAACUGCAAAGCAGUCAGAAAACUUCCUGUAGCAUUCACUCUGAGUGCAAAUGCAAAUCUGUGGUGUCUGAACGGCUAUAAACAAUUGAUUUGAA